Pangasianodon hypophthalmus (striped catfish) is the source of this 851-nucleotide messenger RNA. Its product is annotated as ferritin, middle subunit. The coding region runs from base 164 to 697 and encodes 177 amino acids. The transcript has 4 exons. NCBI's taxonomy places the organism in Eukaryota, Metazoa, Chordata, Actinopteri, Siluriformes, Pangasiidae. The record is from RefSeq and is a predicted model, not a curated record. Gene Ontology annotation, biological process: iron ion transport; intracellular iron ion homeostasis. Gene Ontology annotation, molecular function: ferrous iron binding; ferric iron binding. Gene Ontology annotation, cellular component: cytoplasm.
UUGCGCCUCAGACUCGGGAUCUUCAGCAGGAGUUCUUGCUUCAACAGUGAUUGAACGGAACUUCUUCUUCCUCCCACUCAGACUUUCCAGACUUCGACGUAUUUUUAUCAUCUAGAUUUCUAUUUUUGUACGUUUUGAUAAGAAAACGAUAAAACCAGCCGAAAUGGAGACUUCUCAGAUCCGUCAGAACUACCACCGCGACUGCGAGGCCGCCAUCAACAAGAUGGUCAACCUGGAGCUUUACGCCUGCUACACCUACACCUCCAUGGCCUACUACUUUACUCGGGAUGACGUCGCGCUCGAGGGUUUCGCGCAUUUCUUCAAAGAGAACAGUGACGAGGAGCGCGAGCACGCGGAGAAGUUCAUGUCCUUCCAGAACAAGAGAGGCGGCCGCAUUUUCCUGCAGGACAUCAAGAAACCGGAGCGUGAUGAGUGGGGCAGUGGCCUGGAGGCCAUGCAGUGCGCUCUGCAGCUGGAGAAGACGGUGAACCAGGCUCUGCUGGACCUGCACAAACUCGCCACUGAUAAAGGAGAUCCUCAUCUGUGUGACUUCCUGGAGUCUCACUACCUGAACGAGCAGGUGGAGACCAUAAAGAAGCUGGGUGACCACAUCACCAACCUCUCCAAGAUGGACGCCGCCAACAACCGCAUGGCCGAGUACCUGUUUGAUAAACACACUCUGGGAGGAAAGAGUUAAAUUAACUCUCUCGUCUAACGACCAGUUUCAGAUUCUAAGAAGAAACCUGAUUUCACGCAGAAUUGAGUUUAAACUGUCGAAACAAACAUCACAUUUCUCUGUAACUUCAAUUUUAAUCAUGACUGAUUCUGAUGAAUAAACAUUUUGAGCCACA